Cladophialophora immunda is the source of this 1644-nucleotide messenger RNA. Its product is annotated as pantoate-beta-alanine ligase. Gene Ontology annotation, molecular function: pantoate-beta-alanine ligase activity. The coding region runs from base 136 to 1452 and encodes 438 amino acids. NCBI's taxonomy places the organism in Eukaryota, Fungi, Ascomycota, Eurotiomycetes, Chaetothyriales, Herpotrichiellaceae. The record is from RefSeq and is a predicted model, not a curated record. The transcript has a single exon. Gene Ontology annotation, biological process: pantothenate biosynthetic process.
AUGAGCACCUUGACUCACCCUCAAGUGACGGUGAGCCCAAGAGUGCCAAAAUGAGGUUGUUGUUUUUGCGACCUAGGACUCCAACUUCGUUUCAUCUACCUCUCACCCACUCCUCCCCCGCUCGAGCUGGCAGCUAUGGAUAGACUCGCAUUGAGGUUGGCCGGGUUCCGACCUUGGACGGCGACGAACAAACCAUGGCAGCGACGAAUCUCUCCCUUGGCGACUCUGCAAUUCUCACACAGAGCUCGAUGGAACUCCACUUCCAGUCCGCCUUCCUCUCCCUUUCCUGUCUUCCGACACGUCAACCAACUACGCGCUGUGCGCAGGAAGCUCCUCCUUCAAGGACGCACUGUGGGCUUCGUCCCAACUAUGGGGGCUCUACACGAAGGUCACCUCUCCCUCGUACGCCACGCUCUUCAAGAGAAUACCGACGUCUUCAUUUCUAUUUUCGUCAACCCCACCCAGUUUGCCGCCCAUGAGGAUCUCGAUUCCUACCCGGUCACCUGGAACGAAGACAUGGAAAAGUUGAAAAAGCUCCAACAGGAACACAUCAUGACUGUAGGCCAAUCGCAAAGACCUGGAGCGAUACGGGGUGUCUUUGCGCCCACUGUCAAGACCAUGUAUCCUACACUCCCACCCACUUCAGACAUCGCCGGCCCUGGCUCCUUUGUCACCAUCACACCCCUUGGGUCUCAACUCGAGGGAGCAUCGCGCCCGAUAUUUUUCCGUGGCGUGGCGACAGUCUGCACAAAACUGUUCAACAUCGUCCAAGCUGACCGCGUCUAUUUUGGUCAGAAAGAUAUCCAACAAUCAAUACUCAUCAAGCGUAUGGUAAAGGAUUUCCAUAUUCCCACCGAAGUCCGCGUCGUGCCAACGGAAAGAGAACCGGAUGGAUUGGCCAUGAGCAGUCGGAAUGUCUAUCUCGGUAACCGGCGAAGGGAGGAUGCUACGGUGUUAUCCAGGGCGCUUUUUGCGACGCGUGAUCUUUACAACGCCGGAGUGUUGGACGUGAGGCGUCUGCGCCGAGCCGCAUUCAACGUCUUUGAGGAGGAUGCCACAAGAGUUCGAAGCGAUGGCCGAGAGGGUUCGAGCGGUCGCAUCGAGAUCGACUAUAUUGCAAUGAGCGAUCCGGAUACAAUGGGAACCAUUAUGGACGACAAAAAAGUCAAUCCACGCAUCGGCGCCGUCGUCAGCGCCGCGAUGAUCGUCUCGCCCGUCGACAAGCCCAAAACACAAGAGGAACUGAAUCAGCGCAGCGUCAGACUCAUCGACAACGUGAUUCUAGAACCCCGCAUAAAUCGGAAAGAGCGAAAGCACCUCAGACAGCAUGCUGCGAACCCUGGGAAGUUUCGCAAGGUGCCGCAACUGAGCAUUCGGAAGGUCGCUCAGGGAAAAUCGGAAGAGCCCAAGCCAGAGGAACAGGCUGGCGAUUUGGAAGGAGCAAAAAUCUAAGUACCGAAGCAAUGAAGCGCAGCGUGAGCAUAUUCGAACAGCGGGAAUGUGCGUGGCCGGAAAAAGUGCUGUCAGUAGAUAUCCCACAAUGAAAUUUUGCCGUCUUUGCCGCCAGCGGCUAGCCAAUGUGUCCGUCGAGCCUUUUCUUCCCGUUGUUGCUUUAUCAUGUCGACUGCAUUCAUAGGUUUUGUG